GUGCUUAUCAAGGUCAUAAAUAAAGUUGACGGAAGCUCAUUAGAAAAUAAUAAUUUAAGUAUUUACAAAAAUAAUUAAUUUGUGACAAGCUGUGAUAAGAGUAUUUUAUGGUCUAUAACGCAAAUUGUAACUUCAAUAUGUCCAACAAAUACGAAACGCUAAAACACCACCAUGUGGACAAUUCAGAUAGCGGGAGUGGAGACGACGAAAUAGGCUCAAAUAUAACUGAUCUAGGUCCAAUAGAGUAUCCACCAGGAGAACACAGACUUCAACAUCCAUACUGUUUGUGGUUCUCUCGGAGAGCAUCCCAUUCACAAAGCUACAGCCAGGCUUUAAGACUGGUUGGCCAGGUGGGCACAGUGGAACAGUGGUGGGCCUUAUAUUCACACAUUAACAGGUUGCAAGACAUACCCUCACAUAGAGACUUACACCUUUUUAAAAAAGGCAUUAAACCUAUGUGGGAGGAUGCAGCCAAUAAAAAAGGAGGGAAAUGGGUCAUACGGCUUAGAAAAGAGCAAGCUGGGAGAGCCUGGGAGAAUUUAUGUAUGGCAAUGUUAGGAGAACAAUUUAUGGCUGGUAAUGAAAUAUGUGGAGUGGUAGUGUCUACAAGGUUUCAAGAAUACCUAUUAAGUAUUUGGAAUAGAACAGCAUCAGAUCAGGCAACAACAGCAAGAAUAAGAGAUGCCUUAAAACGAUUACUAAAUAUUCCUGCAAGUGCCACAAUGGAAUACAAAACACACAAUGACUGCCUUAAAUAUGAGCAAUUGGCCAAAGCAAAUCGGAACAAUCACAUUAACUGAUAUGGUUUCAGGUCAUCCAAAAAUGUACCAAGGUUUUGAAAAGUUUGACUUAUGCCAUAAGAAAUAUAGAGAUAUUAUAAAUUUGUUAAUAUUAUUUGUUUAUUAAUACAAUUAAUUGUAAUAAUACAUUAAAAAAAAUCUCUUUAA
Messenger RNA from Brassicogethes aeneus, 947 nucleotides. The record is from the annotation of a GenBank genome assembly. Lineage: Eukaryota; Metazoa; Arthropoda; Insecta; Coleoptera; Nitidulidae.